Chaetura pelagica (chimney swift) is the source of this 2067-nucleotide messenger RNA. RefSeq names its product lanosterol synthase (2,3-oxidosqualene-lanosterol cyclase) (gene LSS). The transcript has 20 exons. Gene Ontology annotation, molecular function: lanosterol synthase activity. Lineage: Eukaryota; Metazoa; Chordata; Aves; Apodiformes; Apodidae. Gene Ontology annotation, biological process: triterpenoid biosynthetic process; cholesterol biosynthetic process. The record is from RefSeq and is a predicted model, not a curated record. Gene Ontology annotation, cellular component: lipid droplet.
GAUGCUGCCCGCAACGGGAUGCGGUUCUACGCGGCGCUGCAGGCUGAGGACGGGCACUGGGCUGGGGAUUACGGAGGGCCCCUCUUCCUGCUGCCAGGUCUCCUCAUCACCUGCCACACCGCCCGGAUCCAGCUGCCCGAGGGAGUCCGGAAGGAGAUGGUGCGGUACCUGCUCUCCGUGCAGCUCCCCGACGGGGGCUGGGGCUUGCACGUGGAAGACAAAUCAACAGUGUUUGGCACAGCACUCAACUACGUGGCCCUGAGGAUCCUGGGGCUGGGACCAGACGACCCUGACGUUGUACGGGCCCGUGUCAACCUGCACAGCAAAGGAGGUGCUGUGGGAAUCCCUUCCUGGGGGAAGUUCUGGCUGGCUGUCUUGAAUGUUUACAGCUGGGAGGGAAUGAACACCCUUCUUCCAGAGAUGUGGUAUGUACCCCACUCGAUGUGGAGGCAGGGAAUCACACCUUGUGCCAGGUGCCUCUGGUACCUGCAGGGUCUCUCUGCCCAGGCAGAGGAGUGUUUGUUUUCCCUGUGCCAGGAGCUGUAUGUGCAGGACUAUGCCAGCAUAGACUGGCCAGCCCAGAGGAGCAACGUGGCUGCCUGUGACGUGUACACCCCGCACAGCUGGCUGCUGGGGGCUGGCUAUGCCAUCCUGAACAUGUACGAGGCCCACCACAGCAGCUGGCUGCGGCAGCGCGCGGCCGCCGAGCUCUACGACCACAUCAGAGCUGACGACAGGUUCACCAAGUGCAUCAGCAUCGGGCCGAUUUCCAAGACAAUCAACAUGCUGGUUCGCUGGUUUGUGGAAGGGAAGGACUCCCCAGCUUUUCAGGAGCACGUUUCCAGGAUCCCUGACUAUCUCUGGCUGGGUCUCGAUGGCAUGAAGAUGCAGGGUACAAAUGGAUCCCAGCUCUGGGAUACUGCCUUUGCCAUCCAAGCCUUCUUGGAGGCAGAUGCCCAGAAGAUGCCUGAAUUCGAGUCCUGCCUCCAAAACGCCCACGAGUUCCUCCAGUUCAGCCAGAUCCCAGAGAACCCACCUGACUACCAGAAGUACUACCGCCACAUGAACAAGGGUGGCUUCCCCUUCAGCACUCGGGACUGUGGCUGGAUCGUGGCAGACUGCACAGCAGAGGGGCUGAAGGCAGUGAUGCUGCUGCAGGAGAAGUGCCCCUUCAUAGCCAAGCCUGUCCCCCCCGAGCGCCUCUUCGACGCCGUGAACGUGGUAAGUGCUGCAAAACUUGGGGCCAAGGGCAACCUGGGCAGCUACAUAGAAUCCUAGAAUAGAAUCAUAGAAUCUUUUAGGUUGGGAAAGACCUUUAAGAUCAUCGACCCCUCGGAGGUGUUUGGUGACAUCAUGAUUGACUACACCUAUGUGGAGUGCACGUCGGCUGUCAUGCAGGCACUGAGGCACUUCCAGGACAAGUUCCCUGAGCACAGAGCCCCAGAGAUCAGAGAGACUCUGCAGAAGGGGCUGGAGUUCUGCCGCAAGCAGCAGCGAGCUGAUGGGUCGUGGGAAGGGAGCUGGGGGGUUUGUUUCACCUACGGCACCUGGUUUGGCCUGGAGGCGUUUGCCACGAUGCAGCAGACGUACCGUGAUGGGGCUGCGUGCCGAGAGGUGGUCCAGGCCUGCCAGUUCCUUCUCUCCAAGCAGAUGGCAGAUGGUGGGUGGGGAGAGGACUUUGAGUCCUGCGAGCGGCGCACCUACGUGCAGAGCGCCAGCUCGCAGAUCCACAACACCUGCUGGGCCCUGCUGGGGCUCAUGGCUGUCAGGUACCCUGAGCUCAGUGUGCUGGAAAGGGGCAUCAAGCUGUUGAUGGAGAAGCAGCUGCCCAACGGAGACUGGCCUCAGGAGAACAUUGCUGGGGUCUUCAACAAGUCGUGUGCCAUCAGCUACACCUCCUACCGCAACGUCUUCCCCAUCUGGGCGCUGGGGAGGUUCUGCUGCCUCCAUCCCCACAGCCCCCUGGCCGGGCAGCUGCAGGCACAGACCUCCUCCUGGGCUGGCAGGAGGUCCGUUCUCCCGGACCCCAGCCCCACGGCAGGUGCCACAGCCUCUGGCUUGUCCUAG